CAUUUAUAAUGUGGCUGACGGCUGUAAUGUUAGGUUAGUUUACUCCCGGAGUUAUCGAGUUGUGAUUGUUUUGUGUUUAUUUAGAAUAAUGUUUUAAAGUACACGUCAUUAUUUUUCUUCUACCAUUCCUUGAAUUUAUUGUUAUAAACCCUCAUAAAAAUGACCUCGAUACGCGAAAAACAAAUUGCUGCUCUAAAGCAAAUGCUCAAUCUGAAUCAGCCGCAAACCAAAUUGAUGUCGGCUGAGCCAGUCUGGAAAAUUCUGAUCUACGACCGCUAUGGACAGGACAUCAUUUCUCCUCUGAUCUCCAUCAAGGAGCUGAGAGAACUUGGAGUUACCCUGCAUGUUCAGUUGCAUUCGGACAGAGACCCGAUUCCGGAUGUACCUGCUGUCUACUUCUGUAUGCCUUCCGAAGAGAACCUGGGUAGGAUCGGCCAAGACAUGCAGAAUAAUAUCUACGACAUUUACCACCUGAACUUCAUCUCUCCGAUCUCGCGGCAACGGCUUGAAGACCUCGCCGCUGCUGCUCUACAGAAUAACUGUGUCUCACAGAUUCAUAAGGUGUAUGACCAGUAUCUGAAUUUCAUAUCAUUGGAAGAUGACAUGUUUGUUCUGAGGCAUCAAAACAGCGAAAGCAUAUCCUACUAUGCUAUCAACAGAGGUGAAAUAAAGGAUACAGAAAUGGAAGCCAUCAUGGAUACAACAGUUGACAGCUUGUUCUCCGUUUUCGCAACUCUAGGAACUGUUCCUGUAAUUAGGAGUGCCCGUGGCAAUGCUGCCGAAAUGGUGGCUGAAAAGUUAGACAAAAAGUUGAGAGAAAAUCUGAGGGAUACUAGGAAUAGUCUGUUUCUAACGGACGCCACUCAAGCCGGACAUUUUAGCUUCCAGAGACCUUUGCUUAUAAUCUUGGAUCGUAACGUGGAUAUGGCGACACCUUUACAUCACACAUGGACUUAUCAGGCGCUGGCGCACGAUGUACUGGAACUGUCAUUGAACAGGGUUGUGGUGGAGGAGGGAGGGGGUAAGUCGCCUGGCGGGAGUAUGCGUGCGAAAACGCGUGCGUGCGAUCUCGACUCAAGAGACAAGUUCUGGGUCACCCAUAAAGGAAGUCCAUUCCCAACAGUGGCGGAAGCAAUACAGGAAGAACUGGAACAAUAUCGGUCAUCAGAGGAGGAGGUCAAACGACUGAAAGCGACCAUGGGCAUCGAUAAUGAAAGCGAUGUGGCGUUUUCAAUGAUGAACGACAACACAGCCAAGUUGACGUCUGCUGUCAAUUCACUUCCACAACUCCUUGAAAAGAAAAGACUCAUCGAUAUGCACACCACCAUUGCGACUGGUAUUCUGAAUGCGAUAAAAUCUCGCCGUUUGGAUACUUUGUUCGAAUUGGAAGAGAAAAUAAUGGCGAAGGCAUCACUGGAUAAACCUCUGAUGGAUGUGAUAUCGGAUCCGGACACGGGCACACCAGACGACAAGAUGAGGCUUUUCAUCAUCUACUACAUCUGCUCUCAUACUAUGUCCGAGACGGAAUUUGAGAAAUAUUCCCAAGCUUUAGAAAGUGCUGGCUGUGAUUUGAAACCACUCAACUACAUAAAAAGGUGGAAGGCCUAUACAAGAAUGGCAUCGACAUCGAAUCAAUACGUUGGCGGAGGCACAAAAACAGUGAGCAUGUUCUCCAAAUUAGUAUCUCAAGGAUCGUCGUUCGUAAUGGAAGGUGUUAAGAAUCUGGUUGUCAAGAGGCAUAACCUACCGGUGACGCGGAUAGUAGACGAGCUGAUGGAGAUGAGGGGUGGUGGAGGGGGUGGCGCCGAGGAGUACCGCUACCUGGACCCGAAGCAGUUGCGGCCGACCGCAGGCGACCAGUCGCAGGCCGGCAGCCGCAACCGCACGCCCUUCAACGAGGCCUUUGUCUUCAUCGUCGGUGGCGGCAACUACAUCGAGUAUCAGAACUUGGUAGACUAUACCAGGAGCAAAUCAGGGAGUGCUCAUGGGCCUGGAGGAAAGAAGAUAGUCUAUGGUGCUUCAACAUUGAGUAACUCCAGGGAAUUCCUCAAGCAGCUCUCGCUUCUUGGACAGGAGGUGCACUGACAUAGGUUCAUACAAACCGUUUAAAAUUGGGAUCAACGUGUCACUGGUGUGUCUGGACUGAGAGUGUUUCCUUAACGCUAUAGAACUGUACUGUAAAUAUUAUAUUGAAAUGAGAUCUUCUUGGAAAAAGUUGCUUUUUUCAACCCUUUGUAUUCAAUGAAAUCAACAUUCUCAUAUUGUAUUUCAAUGACAGUACAUUGAAGUUUUGUCCUAACUUUUUCUAGUAUUUAAUGUACUUUUCAGUCAAAUUGUUUUGCUGCCUAAAUUAAAUAAAGCCUCAUUGGAAAUCAUUCAUGUAUACUUAGCACAGAUUAUUUAUACGGAGUAUAUAAUUUGUAUUGUUGAUUUCUAUGUAUUUUAUUAUUGGUUGAAAUGUUUAUCACUUAUAUAAUAAAUUUAUUUCAUAGUA
This is a messenger RNA of Nilaparvata lugens (brown planthopper), 2494 nucleotides long. It is a transcript of the gene Slh, whose product is annotated as protein sly1 homolog. The record is from RefSeq and is a predicted model, not a curated record. Gene Ontology annotation, cellular component: cytosol; Golgi membrane. Gene Ontology annotation, molecular function: syntaxin binding. Gene Ontology annotation, biological process: intracellular protein transport; endoplasmic reticulum to Golgi vesicle-mediated transport. NCBI's taxonomy places the organism in Eukaryota, Metazoa, Arthropoda, Insecta, Hemiptera, Delphacidae. Bases 160 to 2085 code for a protein of 641 amino acids. The transcript is spliced from 16 exons.